Salarias fasciatus (jewelled blenny) is the source of this 313-nucleotide messenger RNA. Its product is annotated as histidine-rich metal-binding polypeptide-like. The record is from RefSeq and is a predicted model, not a curated record. Lineage: Eukaryota; Metazoa; Chordata; Actinopteri; Blenniiformes; Blenniidae. The transcript has 6 exons. The coding region runs from base 1 to 267 and encodes 88 amino acids.
AUGGGGGAGGCCAUCGGCACCUACAACCACCACCGCCACCACCACCACCACCACAGAGGGAACUACACUGUCCACCACCACAGCAGAAGCUCAAACUACAACAGUAAAGUGUCGGCGUGCCCUCUCCCGUCGUCAGGCUCAUCUGGGAUAGAAGCUGUCUGCUGUUCUGAUGGACAUCCAUCAGGACCAUUAGAGGAACCGAUGGAGAUGUCUUCUGGGACCAGACAUCUCCAGAUCCCCUUCACCAUGUGUCACUGCUUCAUCUAAAAUCAUCUUCUUCAUUUGAUUUUCAUUUCUUUUCAUCUAAAGUCAU